UUGCUUAUGUAAUCAAGACUUUGUUCUAGCUCUGGGGCCAAGUAAAGUUUAAAAUUUCCCUUUGUUUCUUGUCCCUAAGGACCCAAGUAGUAGUAGUCUCAUCUAUAUGUUUGCAUAAACUAUAGAUUUUUAUUAAGUAAUGAAAUCCGCUUCCUCUGUGUUGCAGAUUUAAGAGAUGAGAAAAGCUAUGAGUUCUUAGUCUUUCUUACAUUUAUGCUUAGAAGCUUUUUUCCAAAUAUUUACAGCUCAAAAUAACCAACAAAUGGUAUCAGAGCUCUUUAGUUUUUAAAGGGGCCUGAGAUUAUCUUUAUUACUUGAGAGAGAGAAAAGAAAUAGAGAAGUGAGUUAUGGCUUCCAAUGUUUCAAUUCCAACACCACCCAUCUUCGGAGGCCAAAAUUAUAAUUUUUUGGUAAUCAAGAUGAAAGCUUUCUUAAAAGCUAAUGAUUUGUGGGAGGUAGACGAAAAAAUUAUGAACCACUACCACAAAGGCCAAAUUCUACUCUUGCUCAAAUCAAGCAACAAAUGCAGGAGGCUCUAAAGCAAUUUAAAGCCCUUUCCUUCAUUCACUCAGCUGUGGAUGAAAGUAUUUUUCCAAGAAUCAUGGGUCUAGACAGCCAAGAAAGCAUGGGAUUUGUUGAAGGAGGAGUUUCAAGAUACCGGAAGAAUGAAGCAAGUGAAGAUGCAAACUCUUAGAAGAGAAUUUGAAGCUUUGAAAAUGAAAGAUGGUGAAAGUAUUAAAGAUUAUAGUGCUAGAGUGCUGCAAGUAGUGAACCAGCUAAGAAUUAAUCGAGAAGAAAUUUCAGAUCAAAGGGUGGUAGAAAAAAUUCUCAUCACUUUGCCUGACAAGUACGAGUCUAAAGUUGCUGCCAUUGAAGAAUCUCAUGAUUUAUCCAAAUACUCUGUCACAGAACUCACAGGAGCUUUUCAGGUAUCCAUGGAAGGAGCUUUUCAAGCAAAAAUCAAGCUUAGAGAGUCAGAUGUUGUGAAGUAUCCUCCAUGUAGAAUUUGUAAGAGAACCAACCAUGAAGAGAAAGAUUGUUGGCAUAAGGGAAAGCCACAAUGCUUUAAAUGCAAGAGAUUUGGGCAUGUUCAAAAGAAUGGUGUAUUUACUAACAGAUGAGAAAAGCUAUGAGUUCUUAGUCUUUCCUACAUUUUUGCUUAGAAGCUUUUCUCCAAAUAUUUACAGCUCAAAAUAACCAACAUGGUGUAUUUACUGCUUCCAAACCCAGAAGAACAGAGCCUUCGAAUUAUUACAGAACACUGAAAUAUAAGUUAAGAAGAGUAUAUAUACAUAGUUAUUUAUUUAAAGGAGGCUAGAAGUAAUUGUUAAUUAUAGCUUAUCACUCGUAUUAAAAGGCAUUGAAUACUAUUUUUAGCAUAGAUUUACUUUGA
Molecule: messenger RNA, 1393 nt
Organism: Jatropha curcas
Lineage: Eukaryota; Viridiplantae; Streptophyta; Magnoliopsida; Malpighiales; Euphorbiaceae
Source: RefSeq, a predicted model, not a curated record